Messenger RNA from Rattus norvegicus (Norway rat), 985 nucleotides. Lineage: Eukaryota; Metazoa; Chordata; Mammalia; Rodentia; Muridae. The record is from RefSeq and is a predicted model, not a curated record.
CAGGGAUGACUGACUGACAGCCAUUGCUGCCAUUCAGUUUUCUUGCUGAUGGUGGGAGUUGGGGGGACAGACCUCUGCAAUGUUAACCCUCUGUCACCCAACUCUCUGAAUGAGGCAUAGCUUACAGAUUGAAUUCCUGCCUCUCCUUCAGCUUCUCAGUGACAGUGAAGUAGCUGUUCAAGAGACAGAAGCAGCUCUUUCCUUUCGCUGCUGCGUCUGUAGCCAUGAGUAUGUCAGGAUGCAGAUGAGGCUUGCCUCUAGUGUCCUUUGCUAUAGUAAAAAGAAGGUCUGGUUAGACCCCAGUGAGACCAAUGAAACCACCAAUGCCAACUAUGGUCAGCAGAUCAGGAAGCUGAUCAAAGAUGGGCUGAUCAUCCAGAAACCUGUGACUGUCCAUUCCCGGGCUCACUGCUGGAAAAACACCUUGGCCCGACAGAAAGGCAGGCACAUGGGCGUAGGGAAGAGGAAGGGUAUUGCCAACGCUUGGAUGCCGGAGAAGGUGACCUGGAUGAGAAGAAUGAGGAUCCUGUGCUGGCCUCUCAGGAGAUACUGGGAAUCUAAGAAGAUUGACUGCCAUAUGUAUCACAGCCUGGACCUGAAGGUCAAAGGAAAUGUAUUAAAAAACAAGCAGAUUCUCACAGAUCAUAUACACAAGCUGAAGGCAGACAAGGCCCGCAAGAAACUCCUGGCUGACCAGGCUGAGGCUCCCAGGUCUAAGACCAAGGAAGCAAGAAAGCGCCAGGACAUUGGGGAUUUAGCUCAGUGGUAGAGCGCUUGCCUAGCAAGCACAAGGCCCUGGGUUCGGUCCCCAGCUCCGAAAAAAAAAAAAAAGAAAAGAAAAGAAAAGAAAAAAAGAAAGCGCCAGGACGAGUGCCUUCAGGCCGAGAAGGAAGACAUCAUCAAGAUGCUGUCCAAGGAGGAAGAGACCAAGAAAUAAAGCUCCCCUCAUGUCUGUACAUAGUGGCCUGGCUGUGGCCUCACAUGA